Messenger RNA from Lotus japonicus, 2580 nucleotides. RefSeq lists its product as uncharacterized. Bases 923 to 2419 code for a protein of 498 amino acids. The transcript has 8 exons. Lineage: Eukaryota; Viridiplantae; Streptophyta; Magnoliopsida; Fabales; Fabaceae. The record is from RefSeq and is a predicted model, not a curated record. Gene Ontology annotation, molecular function: protein binding.
AUAUUCUUCAUCUCCUUCCUCUAUCAUUUUCUUCAUCUUCCCUAUCAUAACCGAGAAAAAAACCUAAGGAUACAUCAACAUCCCUCACCAUCAACAUCAAAACCUCCAGCAAUAGAUUCAUUUCCACCAUUGAAUCAGAAAACAAAACACUUCAAAAAGAACCCCAACCACAAAACACAGGGCUAAGAUUAGCAAAGAAAACCUCCAUUUCUUAAUGUCCUCACCCUCUCCCAUAACCAACACCACCACCAAAUCUUCUCUCGUCGUCCACCACCUCCUCCCUUCCUAAUCUCAUUCAAAACCCCUUCUUUCCUAUUCAAUGUUAAGACUGAAGUGGAAGAUUAGGUAUUAGGAGGAAACCCCAAUCUUCCCCAAUUUUUUCUGAAGAGAGAGAAAUAUCUGAAAGGAGAGAAACCGAGCACAUGUGGGAGAGAAUCGAUCAUAAAGAGAGAGAGAGAGAGAGACAGAGAGAGAGAAAGAGAGAGAGAGAGAGAGAGAGAGAUUUGAAAGAAGAGAAAUUGAGCACCUAGGCUACGGAAGAUACCCCAAAAUCCACCAUCACUGACGACCAAAUCACCACCAACCCUAAGGCUCCUGACAACGCCAACAACGACGACGCCGGGCUCGAGGAAGGAGAGAUCAUCGACGUCGAUGACUCCUCCGCCCCUUCCAAACCCUUCUCCACUGCCCUCGUCCGCCAACCCCAACAUCCUCUCGAGAAUUCUUUGACCUCUUGGUUCGACAACCCUUACAACAAGAGCAAGCAAGCUGCUUAGGGUAGUAACAUCCGCCCCAUCUACACCUUCGCCACCGUUGAGGAGUUUUGGAGCUUCAUGCUCUUUUCAUGAAUUAGGGUUUCACCACCAUUUUUGAAACCUUACAUUUCCCACCUCCAAAGCUUGUUAAGACCUCUGGGAUCAACAUGGGUAAGCAUCUUUUGCUACUGGGUUUCACUCUUCAGCUCCUGGUUGGCACCCUCUCAGUCUCAGCUGCACCCUCCACCACUUCCCCUGCAAAAAUUGUUAGUGGGUUCGUCUCUAAUGCUGUGCCUGCUUUCACCAAAUGGGUAUGGUCACUCAAGGCCACCACCAGAACGGCGGUUUCCAGCAGGUCGAUGAUGAAGUUCGAGAGUGGGUACAGUGUGGAGACUGUGUUUGAUGGAAGCAAGCUCGGAGUUGAGCCUUAUGCUGUUGAGGUGUUGCCUAAUGGGGAGCUUCUGAUUCUGGAUUCUGCUAAUAGUAACCUUUACAGAAUCUCCUCCUCACUUUCUCUGUAUAGCAGACCAAAGCUGGUGGCUGGAUCAGCUGAAGGAUAUUCUGGACAUGUUGAUGGGAAGCUUAGAGAGGCUAGAAUGAACCAGCCAAAGGGAAUAACUGUUGAUGACCGAGGAAAUAUUUAUGUUGCAGAUACUAUGAAUAUGGCAAUUAGGAAAAUUAGUGAUUCAGGGAUCACAACGAUUGCUGGAGGAAAAUGGAGCCGUGGAGGGGGCCAUGUUGAUGGACCAAGUGAAGAAGCUAAAUUUUCUGAUGACUUUGAUGUGGUUUAUGUUGGAAGCAGUUGUUCUCUACUCAUUGUAGAUAGAGGAAACCGAGCUAUCAGAGAGGUCCAACUCCACUUUGAUGACUGUGCUUAUCAUUAUGGAAGUGGAUUCCCACUUGGUAUUGCCAUGCUUGUUGCGGCUGGGUUCUUUGGGUAUAUGCUGGCAUUGCUGCAGCGUCGGCUUGGUACAAUUGUGGCAUCCCAGGAUGCCCCGGUUCCGGUAACAGUGAGGUCUUCUGUUUCCCCAAGUCCAUAUCAGAAGCCCUUGAAAUCUGUCAGGCCUCCUUUAAUUUCAUCUGAAUAUGAACAUGAUAAGCAGGAAGAAGGUUUCUUUGGAUCACUUGCGAAGCUUCUUGCGAAUGCUGGUGCAUCAAUGGUGGAGAUAAUGGGAGGAUUAUUUCCAGCUUUCAGAAGAAAACCACAGAGCUACCAAUUUCAAAGGCAACAGCUGCUCCAACAACCUCCAAAGCAAGUAAAUGAUUGGCCUGCACAGGAAAGUUUCGCGAUUCCCCGUGAAGAUGAGCCCCCUUCUAUCGACCCAAGAACCCCAACCCCUCGAAAAACUUACCCUUUCAUGUCUAAGGAUGCUGAGAAAAUGCAGCAGUUACGGCAAAGUAGAGCGUUCUAUAGCAGUGGAUGGGAUGGAGAUCUUCAGCAACAACAGAGACAUCAUCAUCGCCAUCAGUAUAGUUCAUCAGUCCCUCAUACUUACUAUGAACAGAGCCAUGAAACCACUAAUGAGAUAGUUUUUGGGGCAGUGCAGGAACAGGACAGGAAUCAGGAGUCUGUUAUCAAGCAUGUGGAAUAUGGGGGCUCAUUGUUUGAACAUAACAAUAUUCGGCCUCGAAUGAGUUCUUUGGGUUAUGCCCACAAGUACUAAGUGUAUACAUUUAGGAAGUUUAGAACUAAUGAAAACUCAAUCCAGCUUUGGUUGGAUAGAGGAUGAAAUCAAGUAUAGUUAGGAUAAUGAUUUCUUUCGGUGGGAUUUUAGCAAGGUGAAGUUGAUGAUCAUAAUAUAAAUUGUUUAUUCAGUUUUGCCAA